Messenger RNA from Miscanthus lutarioriparius, 1395 nucleotides. The record is from the annotation of a GenBank genome assembly. Lineage: Eukaryota; Viridiplantae; Streptophyta; Magnoliopsida; Poales; Poaceae.
AUGGAUCGUCCGAUUAACAUUCGUACAUCACCAAGAACGCCCUUGUCAUUGUCUAAGCAACAAAUGAUAGAAGAAUUUUGGAUGAAGAAACAAGAAGAAAUUGAGGCGAUUGAGGACUUUGGAGAGCGCACAAUCCCCAUGACCUGUCUAAAAAAGGUCAUUUGUGCUGAGAAGGGUAAAAUGAUGAUGACAUCCGACACCCCAACCUUCCUGACAAAGGCAUGUGAGAUAUUUGUGCAGGAACUUUCUGUCCGUUCUUGGGUGUGUGCUAGUUCCCACAAUCGUAGCACGAUAUUGGACUCUGAUAUUGCUGAGGCAAUUGCCUCCAUUGAGUCCUAUGAUUUUCUAAAUGAUGUUCUAUGCGCACAUCUUGAAAAGUACAAGUCUGGUCCAUGUCUACAGUCCACUAAGAAGCCUUAUCACCACAUGUUGACAAGUCAGUCGUACACAUCCCUCGAAUCUUCUUUUGAUCAAUACCAAAUGACACAAUUUAUUCCUUCAUCUACUAGAUAUAAUCCCUUUCUUUGCAUUCCUCCACCUUUGCCACCAACGAAUGCUAAUCCAAUGCAUUUACCCUUGGCACUUCCACCACAAAGAGCAUGCCCCAUAAUGGUAACCCCAAUAACACCUACACCAAUUAUGAGUGGAUCAUUCCCACCUAUGACAUACAUGACCAAGGAUCUAGGGUUCUUCAGGAAAUGCAUUAGCAACAACAAUGCUGCUUUAGGUCUUAUGACUCCUCAACAGUUACUUCUAGAAGCACUACCCAAUAUUCCAAAUAACUGCUACAUGAGUACCAUUGCUUCUACCAAUACAUAUUGUGUCGGUAGUGCUAGCACUAGUAAUUUUGUUGCUCAAGAUGGUGACAUGGCAUUCCAUUUCCCUCAUGUUCCUCUAAAGCCUUUUCAAUUAUCAUCCUCUUCAACAAUGGAUAAUAUUGCUUGCCCUAUAUAUACUGAUAUCGUUGAAUUGAACCGUACCAAACUGGAUGUUACACAUAUCGGAAAUUCCACACAUGGCAUUAAUCCUGAAGCUAUUUUCAAUGUCGAAGAUGGUCAACAAACGCAUAUGGGAGAUGAAAGCACUGCUGCCCAUCAUAUGAAUGUUGUGCAUGGAGAGUUAGAUGCAGAAGUUGUUAUUACUACUACUAAUGUGGGUGCAGAUGACAACAAUAUAAAUUGGGAUGAAAUUGAAAUGGCUAGCAAUUCCAUGCUGAUGGAAUUUUGGAAAGAUGUAAUGAUGGAAGAAGACCCGACACCUUUGCCAACCACUAUCUCAACCAAUGAUCUUAUUGUGCUUCCUAGUGAUAUGUUGGAACUUGAGGGAUGUUGUCAUGAUUCAUAUCUUCUUGAUGAUACCAUGUCUGAAAUAAGUACCGAUGGAAGGCAUAGCUAG